Metschnikowia bicuspidata var. bicuspidata NRRL YB-4993 is the source of this 879-nucleotide messenger RNA. RefSeq lists its product as uncharacterized. The transcript has a single exon. Gene Ontology annotation, molecular function: mRNA binding; RNA 7-methylguanosine cap binding. NCBI's taxonomy places the organism in Eukaryota, Fungi, Ascomycota, Pichiomycetes, Serinales, Metschnikowiaceae. The record is from RefSeq and is a predicted model, not a curated record. The coding region runs from base 1 to 879 and encodes 292 amino acids. Gene Ontology annotation, cellular component: nucleus; cytosol.
AUGGAGCCAGCACCGUAUGGAGGGUUCAUGACCCGCACCAUUGCCGGCGAAAACGAGCAGAAAGAGUUGCUUGCGCGGCAGGCAGCCGAGGUAGACGUGGGCGGCGUCAGCGAGACGUUGCGCCCCGACGCUGUGCACAUACGCGGCGUGGACAACUUAUCCACGGAGGAGAUCGAGGCGUUCGUCGACUUGUACCUCAACGUCGAGUCGGACGGCCCGGAGUACCGCAGGCAGGACGAGCCCGUGUGGUUCCGGGUGCAGUGGGUCGACGACUCCAGCGCCAACGUGCUCUUCAAGACGCACGCGGACAGCCUCCGGGCCUUGCAGCGCUUGAGCGAGCAGUGGCCCGCCGUGGAAAACACCGCGGGCGGCCCCGACGCCGGCGGGCCCGCGUUCUCGGCGCCGUUCUUGGCGGCGUUGGUCGAGGAGCGGCGGGCCCGGCCAUACGCCGCGGCGGUCCCCUACCACCAGCACCGCCAGCAGCUCAAGGAGCUCGCCGACGGGCAGGACUUGUUCCAGGCGAAGAAGGCCGAGCUCGAGGAGCAGAAGCAGAGCGCGAUGGACGAGGACGGCAGCCCGGUGGUGUUGCACGUGCGCCAGGCGUUGCAGUCGGACCGCAAGGUCAAGAACGCCGCGGCGUACUCGCGGUACUACUUGCUCCACGGCGAGCCGGACCGCACGAGGCCGCGGGUAGCGCGGCGCGGCGGCGAGGCCCGUGGGCGCGGCACGUACGCGCGGGCCGAGGACGACGGCGAGGACUUGUUUGCCGCCAAGAUCAAGAGCGGCGCGGAGGCGGGCCUGUUCGCGGAGAAGGACCUUUCCGCGGAGGAGGACUUGUUCGCGGCGCGGAUGCGGGAACAGUCGCCCGGGCGGAAGUAG